Penicillium samsonianum is the source of this 2832-nucleotide messenger RNA. RefSeq lists its product as uncharacterized. NCBI's taxonomy places the organism in Eukaryota, Fungi, Ascomycota, Eurotiomycetes, Eurotiales, Aspergillaceae. The transcript has 4 exons. Gene Ontology annotation, cellular component: membrane; microtubule; cytoplasm. Bases 1 to 2832 code for a protein of 943 amino acids. The record is from RefSeq and is a predicted model, not a curated record. Gene Ontology annotation, molecular function: GTPase activity; microtubule binding; GTP binding.
AUGUCUGCUCCAGCCGAGCCCGACGGGGCUCUGCCUCAGCGACAGACAAAUCAAGCCCCCCUUCUUGAUACGAUCGAUAAACUACGAGGCCUUGGUGUCGGUGAGCUCGUUGACUUGCCGCAGAUGAUUAUUUGUGGUUCCAAGUCAAACGCCAAGCGCUCUAUUAUCGAGGCAAUUUCUCGCGUGGGCUUUCCAGUGAGGAAUGACUUUUACACUGGGUUUGUUACGGAGAUCAUAUUACGCCGCCAUCCAACUCCCCGCUUCAAAGUGAGCAUCCAACCUGGUCCAUCGAAGAAAAACGACGUAGACAUCCAGCAACUCAAGGAAUUUGUGCCCUCUGUUCAUGACAGUACUGAGCAGUCAGUGUCACUGAUUGAGCAAGCUACGGAAUUUAUUAAACCCUCUGCCGAGGAUGGAUUCAGCGACGAUGUGAUGAAAGUCGAGAUUUCUGGUCCCGAUCAACCUGAUCUGACCCUUAUCGAUAUGCCUAGGCUUUACUUCACAGAAGGCCUGGACAUCGAAGAUCGAGAGAAGAGUCAUGGCCGUCUUCGCAUUGAAAAGUACGUGCUGAAUGCACGCACCAUCAUCCUCACUGUGGUAUCGGCCAAAAUCGACAUUUGUGGUCAAAAGAUCAACGAUUUUGCUGACAAGUAUGAUCGGGAGCGAAAGCGGAUCCUAGGAAUUAUCACCCAUCUCGAUACACUCGAAGCAUCAUCAGACGAGGAGAAGUUAUGGUUGAAGGCUGUCAAAGAGGAAAUGUCCAAACGGCCGCUGGGCUUGCAUUUGGUGUGCACCCGAUCAUACGAGACACGAGAUGUGCCAGACGAAGAGAGAGACGAGAAGGAGAAGGAUUUCUUCGACAGCGGAGAUUGGAAAACUGUGGCAAAACAAUUCAUAGGGACUAGCAACCUCCGGCGUCGACUGAGUACUCUUUUUGUGAAUCAAGUUCGAAGCAGCCUCCCAGGUCUGGUUUCUGAAAUCGAUAAAAGCAUUAUGAAGAGCCAAUCGGGGCUGGCCAAGCUAAGUGUUCCCCGAGCGACUGUUCAUCAACAGAAAGCAUUCCUUUUCAAUCUGAGCAGUGCUUUCCAGCGCAUAACCGAACAAGCAUUGAGUGGCAUGUACACCGACGACUUCUUUGCUACCCGAAUGGAUGAUGAUGAAUCCAAGACUCACGACCCUCGACGUCUUCGUGCUAUCGUUCGUGACUUGAACGAAGAUUUUGCAGAUGUUAUGGAAAUUUCCGGGAGCCGUCAAUUCAUUCAUGGGGUCAGCAAUCAGAUAAUUUCGUUGCCAAACCCUUGCAACCCUUACACAAAUAUCAGACAGCCGGAACACAGGAGCCGCUCAAAUUUCGAACUCGAGGUCAUUAGACGAAUUUCCCGCGGCAGAGGAGUUGAAUUCCCAGGAAACGCCAGUCAGCUAGUGGUUGGUAGCCUCUUCCGGGACCAGUCGCAGCCUUGGGAGGAAAUUGCUCGAGCCCAUUUGUUGAAAUCAUGGGAGUCCACCCGAGACUUUGUGUCGCUUCUGCUGGACUAUCUUACGGAUGAACACACGUCUGCUGUGAUAAUGCGAACUAUCAUUUCGCCUCAUCUUGACAGAAUGAAAAGCAGUCUACUGGCGAAGGUAGAUGAGUUGAGUGCUUCCCACAAGCGAGGCCACCCAUUGCCUAUGAGUCGUAGCUUCCUUCGAGGUCAUCCAUUGCCUCUUGAUCGAAGUUUCCUUGCCAAGAUGCAGAAAUCGAGAAAUGAUCGCCUGUUUGCCAACCUCCAACGAAACCUUCCUUCAACUUUGAACAAUACCGUCACUAUGGAAGAGCUUAAGGCAGCGACUCAGAACAUGGAAUCAUCCAGCAAUCCGUUCGCAGCCUCGGACAUCGUUGACCAGUUUCAAUCGUACUACAACAACGCGCUUUUGAUCUUCAUUGACAACAUUGCAAAUCUUGGGAUCGAGAAUUGCCUUCUCGGUCCUCUGAAUGGCGUCUUCACAACCCAGACAGUCACCAAAAUGGACGACAGCCAAAUUGAGCAACUUUUCGCUGGUGUACACGAUGGUGUGCAACAUUGGCAAGGCCAUCUGACUCGUGAGGUGGAGAAAUUGCAAACUGGGCUGCGAGCAUUGAGUCGAUUCAAUGUUGCGAAGGAAACAACGCCAUCUAUUGGAACAAUCAACCAGCCCGGAUCAGGUUCGGCUGAUGGGUGCUCAAAUGUCCAAUCAUUCCUCAUGCCUCAAGGUAUUCUGUGCAAUGGUGCAUCUGCCAACCCUUUCGGGGUACUAUGUGUGGAUUCUACAGUUCAAGGCCAGAACAGUACUCCCAGGUAUCAACUUUCGUGGCCAUACAGCUCGACGUCCGACGUGCAGAGUUCAAUCACGCCUCGCCCCAGUGGUCCAUUCGGCUUGAAUCCCGGUACGGUCAAUUCUGGCACAGUGAGUGCUCCAUCUGCAUCUUUCUCGAUUGCGAACCCCAAUCCAAGCUCUGGCGCUUCCGGUGCACCUGCAUUCUCCGGGGCUACACUUCCGCUUUCCACAUUUACACCUAGCACGUUCUGGUCCCCGCCUACUCGACCCGUUCCAUCCCGUACACCAGACACGCGUGACCACGAUCGGAAUUGGUACAGGGAGGAGAAGGAAGCUCGCGAUACCGGCACGUUCAACAAUCGAUACCAUUCAAUUUGUUUCCACGAUCGAUACAAGUAUUGGUCACCAGAGGAGCUGCGAUUGACGGACUAUGAGUUCGGCCGCGAGACACCCAGACAAACAGCAGCACGACGUCUUGCCAGAGCGAUUGAAGGAAGUCUGGAUCAAGCAACGAUCAGAUCACCAGCUUUGCCUUGA